UUAUAAACUAUUUCGCUAUUUUGAAAUGCCUCAAACUGAAUACGUCGACUAUUAUUCGCUUCUUGGAGUGGAAGUAGAAAGUGACGUAAAGACAAUUCGAAGGGCAUUUCAAAAGGCUGCUCUGAAAUACCAUCCAGAUAAGACCAAGGGAGAUAAGAAAUUAGCUGAGUUGUACCAGUUAAUUAGCGAAGCUCGAGAUGUUCUUAUGGAUGAACAGAAGAGAGAAGCCUAUAAUAAGAAGCAUAAGGCUAUGCUAGCGAGGAAAAGCAGAAGAGAGAACAUGGACAAGCGGCAGCGUGAGCUAACGGAAAGUUUGUUGGCCAGAGAGGAAGCUGCAAAAAGAAGACGAAAUGGAGAGAUGACGGAAAAAGAACGACUCAUCUAUCGGAUUCGACAGGUGAAACUAGAGGACGAGAAGACGAUUGAGCAAAUGUUACAUGAACAGUCUAUUCCUGUUGUUUCGCAAGUUCGUCCAUUGGAUUAUUCGAAAACCCUGAUUCGACCUGCUAACUAUGGAGAGAAGACCAUGGAGCGAUUGAUCCAAGCUGCAUCUGCGCCUCGUAGUGUAUUAUAGUUUCCUUUUCCCUUUAUCUUUUUUUCUGUGGAA
This is a messenger RNA of Blastocystis hominis, 607 nucleotides long. RefSeq lists its product as hypothetical. Gene Ontology annotation, biological process: spliceosomal complex disassembly. The record is from RefSeq and is a predicted model, not a curated record. The transcript has 5 exons. Gene Ontology annotation, cellular component: spliceosomal complex. Lineage: Eukaryota; Bigyra; Opalinata; Blastocystidae. Bases 26 to 574 code for a protein of 182 amino acids.